Sclerotinia trifoliorum is the source of this 2881-nucleotide messenger RNA. The record is from the annotation of a GenBank genome assembly. Lineage: Eukaryota; Fungi; Ascomycota; Leotiomycetes; Helotiales; Sclerotiniaceae.
UCCUUUUCUUUUUCCAUCCCUUCAUCACAACCACAAACCUUGAAAACGAUCCUGCACUAUCUUGCACCGCACCGCACAAACCAAUCUCUAUCAAACUUUCUUGGCUGACCGACAAAUAUUCAUCCAAGGAUUGGCAUCUGGCAGCUCGUACCUGACUUGCGGUAGUGUAACUCUCCAUCCCAUCAUCUUUGAACUUAUCCUUGUCAAACAUUCAUGGUUAUCAACAUGGGGAUCGUAAUUGAGUCUCGCGGCAAUUUGUUACCUUGACGCGCGAUCCCAAUUAAGGUCCUCAUCUUCUUACUCCGUGCUAUUACUGCACUAGCACUAUCCUCUACUUGGAUACUUGGGCACUUUCAUUACUAUGAAUCUAUUUCCAAACUUGUCCACCGACCUGAGGCUGACUAAACUAUACCUACUUUUGCGUACUUCACUUAUCCUGGCAAUGCUUACCGACUAUUCAUCAAUGUUGCUACAAACAUUCCUUCCCGAUUCCUCCACCUUUCGUUCCCGUCCCCCAUUGCACUGCUAUUUCUGACUAUUCAGUCCCUUCAUUGACUUCUUAGUCUCCCCCCGCCAAAUUAUUACGCUCUCACAUGAUACUAAUCCAUCCCGCCCGUUAUUCUUAUAGCUGUCCUUUCUCUAAACCGAGAUUAUCCAGAGAGCAUACAUGGUCCUUGCCUUUGUAGAGGACUCUCGACCAAACUAUAGUGGGUAUCUGUCAACAAUGGUGGUCUUUUUUCCUGCACAGCCAAGGCUUGAGUACACGUUCCACCAUCUUAUUCCUUCUUUAGCAACCUACUGCCAUAUCCCGGUUUACCCGUCUUUACCUAAAUCGAUCUUGCGUAGAUCAAUAAUCCCGACCUCUCGGAACUAUCUCAGAACAAGUACGGACUACUUGUUACUUAGUCGAGGCUGAGGCUUUACUCAGCGCUUUCAAGGUUUCUAUUUCAGCCCAUCCAUGAGAGACCUGGUUUCCUUCCACAUACCAUGUCUCUAUCAAGGUGAUGGUAAGCCACCUCGUGGUGAAAGACCAUCCAUUUGGGACUUGGUUCGAGAUAUGAACAAGCAUGGCUUCUUUUCCUGCAAGAAUGUCUGUACUGAGGCAGAUAUACUUCCACCUCUCCACUCCGCCUACGACUCAUCGUCUCAUCCCAUGUAUAGGUUUCCUGCAUGUUUGUUGACCUGCAUAUCCUAGAUGCAGGUUCAUUCACCAGCCCAUACCCACUGCUGCCUUAUUUUUCAUCACGAGAGGACUCACUCAUUCAAGUGGCAGAGAUUAUAAGGCAGUCAUAUUCCUUCGAUCAAUGACUCCUACCUUUACAUCACAAGCUUCAUCAUCUGUCAAGUUUAGACUUCCUUUGUCCAGGCAUCAUCUCCUUUCAGUCUGCUCGUUAAUAUAUUUCAUUGCCUCAUCUCUCCUUGAUCUCAUACUUUUCAUUGUCUCUUUACUCAUCUUAGUUACCCCUCUAUCAUUGCGACCAAACUCCGUUACGCUAUAUAUACAACAUACGAAAUCGACAACUACCAGCCUCAUACUGAAAUUAUCAUUUCAACAUGUGCUACCUCGUGGUCGAAAGAUACUCAGUUUGCCGCUGCCUCUAUUACCAACACAGCGUUGACAUGUGCGCGGCAUAUGGAACGCAAGGCCAUGGAAUUCAAGAGAGAACGGUAUUAGUCGGAUAUGCUUGCGAAAAACACUCAACACACCAAUCAUACCAAGAUCCAUAUGCGCAAGAAGACUACUCAGACUCUGGAUAUCACACAGCCAGUCAAAGUUCGCAUGCGCACUCAUCUAGACAAUAUCGCAGAUGAAAUAUAUUGUCUUCCAUAACUGGCUGUUCAUGGCAAUUGCGACCUCUUGUGCGCUUCGAAUUCGACCAUUGGAUCACAUAUCUCUUCUCAUUCCGUCGCAGAACUUCUUCCGCUCCACCAUCUGGACUCACACUACUUUUCGUCGGUCACGAUCGCGCAACCUCUGCCUGUAAACCAUGACCCGAACCGCGCGCGGCAAUCUCUACGCUCAAUACCCCUCCCUUCAAGCAUUACAACAACUACGAUCGAAGAAUGGAAACACGCGAUAUUAUGAUUUAGGCAUGAUGGUUAUAUAUACGCAAAGAAGUUCAGUCCCCGAGAACAUAAUCAUUGAAGUCUUUGGCAUUGUAUAGCGGGUUUCAUAUGGCAUAGCGCAUUGAAUAUUUGGUAGAUUGGACAUGGCAAAUCUGUCUAGGCACUUUUUUUGUCUAUGAUUGUUUUUUCUUUCCUUUUGUUUACACUUGUUUUUGCGGAGCAUAGGGAAAUGGGAAAUAUACCUGGUGUUUGGGAGGGAUUAUCAAAUUGGGUUGGUUUUUGGGGGGAAGUAUUUUAAGGCAUCAUUGAGUACUUGGAUCUGUGAUUCAUACAUUGGUUGAUUUGUCGAAGGAGGAUUUGGUCUCAGAGGCAGCGCCUACUUACCUCAUCUAUUUAGUUUUUUUGGGGGAUAUUUUGUUUGGUUCUGAUUUUUUGGGAAUUUUGUUUUAGAAAGCACAUGUUGAGCAUGUGUUAGCAUUGUGUAUCCUACUCACAACUAAAUCCCGGGCUGGACUACUCAAUACUGGAUAUUGGAGUAUGAAUUUGGAUAACACAGGAUGUUACAGUGUAGAAGAAGGUAGUAAACCGGUUUUACAUGUUCUUGGAGGCUACGGAUUUAUGGAUUAUGGCUAAUGUGGAUUAUAAUAUCAAAUGGGGAAGGCGGGGGACGAGAAAUGAUUUGAAAUUGGGUUUUUUAUUUAUUUGAUAGAAAUUCAAAUUCAAUAUAUCAUCACAUCAUCCAUUUGAAUAUUCGUCAGUUAUAUCUUUUGUCCUUUGUAUGGCAUGCAUGGUUUGAAGCUCAUGUGAUUGAUUU